AUGCACAUUCCAACCCCAACCCUUUCCCGCCCUUUCGGCGUUCAGCUCUGGCCGCACUUCAGCAGGGCAUUCACUGCACUGUCAGGCAAAUCCCCCGCUGAUUUCCAGCUCGUCCCUGGCGAGACGCCGAUGACGACGCUGCAGGGCACGCUUCUGUCUCUGGCGACUUACUACGUCGUUGUCCUGGGCGGCCGGCAGCUCAUGAAGAGUCAGGCCAGGUUUAAACUACGAAUCCCGUUCAUCAUCCAUAAUUUCAUCUUAACCGUGAUAAGUGGUGUGUUGUUGGCACUUUUCCUGGAGCAGAUUCUCCCAACGCUCUCAAAUGAUGGCGUUCUCCAUGCAAUUUGCGAUGCGCGCGGUGGGUGGACGGACGAGUUGGUGCUUCUUUACUACCUGAACUACCUGACCAAGUAUCUCGAACUGGCAGAUACAGUCUUCCUCGUUCUGAAGAAGAAACCACUGACAUUCCUGCACACCUACCACCACGGUGCCACAGCGCUGCUAUGCUACGUUGAGCUCGUCGGCCGUACUUCUGUCUCAUGGGUUCCUAUCACGCUGAACCUGAUGGUUCACGUCGUGAUGUACUGGUACUAUUUCCAGAGCGCGCGCGGCAUCCGCAUCUGGUGGAAGCGGUACAUCACGCUGCUGCAAAUUGCGCAGUUUGUCAUUGAUAUCGGGUUUAUCUACUUCGCCUCCUAUACGUACUUUGCCUCAACGUAUUUCCCCUGGGUACCGAAUGCGGGCUACUGCAUGGGUGAGGAGUAUGCGGCUGGCUUCGGCGUGUUCAUUAUCAGCUCUUAUCUGUUGCUCUUCAUCUCAUUCUAUCUUACAACGUACAGGGAAAAGGCGCCGCGGUUUUUGAGUCAGGCGAGGGCCCUAGGCGCAAAGAAGGGGCUCUGA
This is a messenger RNA of Aspergillus nidulans FGSC A4, 900 nucleotides long. Its product is annotated as elongation of very long chain fatty acids protein. The transcript is spliced from 3 exons. Gene Ontology annotation, molecular function: fatty acid elongase activity. NCBI's taxonomy places the organism in Eukaryota, Fungi, Ascomycota, Eurotiomycetes, Eurotiales, Aspergillaceae. Gene Ontology annotation, cellular component: membrane; endoplasmic reticulum. Bases 1 to 900 code for a protein of 299 amino acids. The record is from RefSeq and is a predicted model, not a curated record.